Molecule: messenger RNA, 3141 nt
Organism: Asparagus officinalis (garden asparagus)
Lineage: Eukaryota; Viridiplantae; Streptophyta; Magnoliopsida; Asparagales; Asparagaceae
Product: phosphoinositide phosphatase SAC1
Exons: 16
Coding region: 73-2757 (894 amino acids)
Biological process (GO): phosphatidylinositol dephosphorylation
Cellular component (GO): intracellular membrane-bounded organelle
Molecular function (GO): phosphatidylinositol-3,5-bisphosphate 5-phosphatase activity
Source: RefSeq, a predicted model, not a curated record
AACUUUAAACACAGUACGCUUCGAUCCGAAAACAAACCCAAAAGAGACUCCCCCUCGCUCUCUCCCACUUCCAUGGCGAAAUCCAAAACCCCUCCCCCUCCCGAUCUCGAUCCCAACUCCUGCUCCCUCGAAAAAUUCCGCCUUUACGAGACUCGAGCUCGAUUCUAUCUCAUCGGCAGCGAUCGAUACAAGCAACACUACCGCGUCCUCAAGAUCGAUCGAUCAGAGCCCUCGGAGCUCAACGUCAGCGAGGACCCCGUCGUCUACUCGCAGCAAGAAGUCAAGAACCUCCUCCAACGGAUCGCCGAGGGCAAUCGAGCCACCGGUGGCCUCAUCUCCGGCGGAAAAGUCUACGGCAUCGCCGGUUGUAUUAAGUUUCUGGAGUCCUAUUAUUUGAUUCUUGUAACCAAGAGGAAGCAGAUUGGGACGAUAUGCGGGCAUGCGAUUUAUAGUAUUGAGGAGAGCCAGCUGAUUACUGUGCCGCACUCGUCGAUUCAGUCGGAUUUGGCGAAUUCCAAGACCGAGCUCCGGUACAAGAAGCUCCUAUCUAGUGUUGACCUUACAAAGGAUUUCUUCUAUAGUUACACAUAUCCCAUAAUGCAAUACUUACAGAGAAAUGUCACUGCUUCUGGUGGGGAGAAGAUGCCUUAUGAUAAUAUAUUUGUGUGGAAUGCAUUUCUCACACAAGCAAUACGAACAAGAUGCAAUAAUACAUUUUGGACGAUUGCUUUAGUUCAUGGGCACUUCAAACAGGUCAGGUUAUCAAUCUUUGGUCGAGAAUUUAGUGUGACUCUGAUUGCUAGGCGUUCUCGUCAUUUUGCAGGGACACGUUAUUUGAAAAGAGGAGUGAAUGAUAGAGGUAGAGUUGCAAAUGAUGUUGAAACUGAACAAAUUAUUCUAGAUGAAGAAGUUGGCUCGUGCAGGGGAAAAAUGAGUUCAGUUGUCCAGAUGCGGGGCUCAAUUCCCCUUUUUUGGUCCCAAGAAGCUUCAAGAUUUAGUCCUAAGCCUGAUAUUAUUUUGCAGAGAUAUGAUCCUACGUACCAGGCAACCCAGUCACAUUUUGAAGAUUUGGCAAAUAGAUACGGAAAUCCUAUAAUUGUGCUUAAUUUAAUAAAGACUGUUGAAAAAAGGCCUCGAGAAAUGAUGCUACGACGUGAAUUCGCUAAUGCUGUUGGGUACCUUAACCAGAUUCUCCCAGAAGAAAGCCAUUUGAAGUUUAUUCAUUGGGAUUUCCAUAAGUUCGCGAAAAGCAAAUCUGCCAAUGUUUUGGCGGUUUUGGGUGCCGUAGCAAGUGAAGCACUUGAUUUAACUGGUUUUUACUAUAGUGGAAAGCUUAACACAGUCAGAGGAAAGUCAACUCAUAGUCGGACAAACAUCAUGAGGGAUACUUCCCUUGGUGAAUUUAGGACCAAUUCAGCAGAUCUUGCAAGGUCAGUUAGUAGUGAAACUUCAAAUCCAGUUGCUAAUCAGAAUGGAGGACAAGAUGCACGACAACAAUGUUGGAUGGCUGAUGGCCCACGUUUCCAGAGUGGAGUUCUCCGCACUAACUGCAUUGACUGUUUAGACCGUACAAAUGUUGCACAAUAUGCUUAUGGCCUAGCAGCUUUAGGUCGUCAACUUCAUGCAAUGGGUUUGACAGAUGUUCCUAAGGUGGAUCCUGAUAGCACCAUUGCUCAAGCACUCAUGGAUAUGUACCAAAGUAUGGGUGAUGCACUUGCUCAGCAAUAUGGAGGCUCUGCAGCACAUAAUACUGUGUUCCCUGAAAGACAAGGUAAAUGGAAGGCUACUACCCAGUCUCGUGAGUUUUUGAAAUCCAUCAAGAGAUAUUACAGCAAUGCCUACACGGAUGGCGAAAAGCAAGAUGCCAUUAACUUAUUUUUGGGUUAUUUCCAACCUCAAGACGGAAAAGCAGCGCUGUGGGAGCUGGACUCGGACUAUUAUCUUCAUGUUUCUGGGACUGGUGAUGAGAUAAUUCCCACCAUCCCUAGAAGUGUACCACUUGAUACAACAUCCAUGGAGAGAAAAGGAUUUCUUCUUGCACCAAUUCCAGCUUGCAAACAAGACUUCCAGCGCAUGAAGUUGACAUCAUUUGAUAAACUUAUGGAGAGAACAUGCAGUUUGAUAAAGAAUGUGAGGCUUUUUACUGAAUUUGAUGUGAAAGCUACUGGUAAUGCAGGAAAUACGGGAAUGGCACCAGAUGCAGCUGAAAUACAACUUAAAAGUCCUAACUGGUUGUUUGGUCAAAGAAAGUACGAGGAAAGCCCACCCGCUCCUAAACUUGCAGCAAGUGAAAAUGCGAAAGGGGGCCAUCAAAAUGAGUUACGUGUUGAUGGUUAUUCUGGCUUGAAUUGGCUAUCCUUUGCUGAAGAUGUCUGUGAGGAGGAUAUCGUCCAAAGGUAUCUUCUAAUGAUAUCUGCCGAUGGAGCCAACAAUUGGUAUGGUGGCGCACUAAUUUACGAUCAAGACAGUAACAGUGAGGUUUACAAGCAUUAUGCUGAGCUAUGUCAGGGCUCAGUGAUGGAUCCUUUUGAGAACGACCCUGAUAAGGAGAAACACUACACCGAUGCUCUUUGCAUAGGAUUAGAUCGAACUGAUGAUUCACUCAUUGAAGCAGAGAUGGAAGCAGCUCUCAGGGAGUACGAUCAGAUUGGGGAUGAGCUUGGGAUUGCUGUCUCAGGUAGAGCCCUUGCUGAAGACCCUAGCCGGUUGACUAGAUGGAUCAUUGGAGAAGAGAAAGUCCAAGGCUUAAAAAAGUGAUCAUCACCGUUCUUCUCUUAUCAGCAAUCUACUUCGUUCAUAAAUAUUGCCGUUUGAUUCUCUGCCAAGAUUUAGUUGCUCUAUUCUGCAACCCAGAAGGAAGCUGAAUAAAUCUGUCAAAAGUCCAUCGGUGUUCUUUGAGAACAGUGUUUUCCUCUUGAGAGCACCGUAGAAGCAGCAAGAUCUAACCCCCCUAAGGUUAAACCUUAGGUUUCUUUAAACUCAUGGGUCCGUUAAGGCAUAAUAAUGUACAGUUGAGUUAUAAUGUAUAUAGCACAUAUUAACUUUUGCUGUUUAACUAUUGUCCAAACAAGUGUUUUGCCCGUGCUCGCAUUGGGUGGCUUUGGUUUCUUUCAUUUUUAUAUAUCUUGUUUCUUUGUUCUC